AUGACUAUGCCCCCGUGUGCACAGAGCCAGGUCCACGGCUGGCGUGCGCAGAGCCCUGACCUCAACUCCAUCCCCAUCCAACGCAGGAUGAACUGGAACACGGACAGCCAGCCAGGCCUUAUCAUCCAUCAGCUGCUGACCUCACUUGCGGAUAUAGGUGAAGACUGCUCACAACCGACAGAUCUAAAGGUGAAGACAGAGUUGGCAAGUUGUAAGACGGAGCCCUCUUUGCCCCAGCCGUGCCCUGCAGAGGACCAAACUGAACCUGUUGACUUGUCACUCAACAAGCCCCGCUCCUCUUCGCUCCCCACUUCUACGACAAACACCACAGUCAAUCCGGCACCCAGUGGUAUUGUGACCCAGCCCAGCCUGUCGGCCACACCGGUUCCCUCCACGGUACAAUCGAUAGGCUCCAUGGUCCUCUCUCCAGGUUCCAUUUUGGCCACGCAGGGCGCCGGCGGCCAGCAGAUCCUCCACGUCAUCCACACCAUCCCCUCUGUCAGCAUGCCCAGCAAGGUGGGCCAGCUACAGACCAUCCCGGUGGUGGUGCAAUCUCUACCUGUUGUGUACACAACCAUGCCAACAGACGGCGUCGCAACAGCAGCCAUUACAGUACCGCUCAUUGGCAGCGACGGGCGCUCAGAAGGAUCUGUUCGUAUUAAGCCAGGUUCAACGUCUCCGGUGGAGUAUCAGAGUGAAAGCGACGCAGAGAGCGGUACGGAGUCCGGAUCGGCCUCCCUCAGCGCCCAGAGCCUCUACUCAGGAUCCGUUAUGGACUUGGAGCCAGUCGAUCCAGAUUCACCAGACAUCAAGAGGAGGCGGAUCCACAUGUGUGACUAUGAAGGCUGUAAAAAAGUUUACACCAAGAGUUCCCACCUCAAAGCCCACAGAAGGAUACACACAGGAGAGAAGCCCUACCACUGUACCUGGGAGGGCUGCACCUGGCGCUUCGCCCGCUCCGACGAGUUGACCCGACACUUCCGCAAGCACACAGGAAUCAAACCUUUCCGCUGCACCGAGUGCGACCGCUCCUUCUCCCGGUCCGACCACCUCUCUCUGCACCGCCGCCGCCACGUCAUGAUGUGAACUCUGACUCUCCCUCCUCCCUUCUCCCAUCCCAAACACCCACAAACUCCUCAUCAACCUUCCCUACACACCGACCUCUCGACCCUCUCAAAGUCCCUCACAGCACAUCUUGUACCAGUUCGCCCAACUAUAUAUCC
Scomber japonicus (chub mackerel) is the source of this 1223-nucleotide messenger RNA. RefSeq names its product Kruppel-like factor 8 (gene klf8). Gene Ontology annotation, molecular function: RNA polymerase II cis-regulatory region sequence-specific DNA binding; DNA-binding transcription factor activity, RNA polymerase II-specific. Gene Ontology annotation, biological process: regulation of transcription by RNA polymerase II. Lineage: Eukaryota; Metazoa; Chordata; Actinopteri; Scombriformes; Scombridae. The transcript has 6 exons. The coding region runs from base 1 to 1086 and encodes 361 amino acids. The record is from RefSeq and is a predicted model, not a curated record.